Molecule: messenger RNA, 2061 nt
Organism: Lolium rigidum
Lineage: Eukaryota; Viridiplantae; Streptophyta; Magnoliopsida; Poales; Poaceae
Product: O-fucosyltransferase 6-like
Exons: 9
Coding region: 1-1773 (590 amino acids)
Source: RefSeq, a predicted model, not a curated record
AUGGCCCAACCGAGGCGCCGCGCCCACCCGCGCGGCGGGCACACCGCGUGCCCGCGCCGUGGCGCCCUGCCGGCGGUGGCGGCGCUCCUCCUGCUCUUCCUCGCCGUCUCGCUCCUCGCCAUCGCCAUCUCCGCGCCGCGGGUCGCGGACCGCCGCCCCGGCGCCUCCUCCCGCCGGUCCCUCCGCCACCCUCCGCCAAGUGGAUGGACUGCGCGAGACGGUCUCUGGGGUUCACAGCUCGCUACCAACUUCUAUGGAUGCAGUAACGCUAGCCGUAAAUUCCUUGAUUCCAGUAUUGCCACACAAUCCGAUCGAUAUUUGAUUAUUGUUACAAGUGGAGGUCUGAAUCAGCAGAGAACAGGGAUAGUUGAUGCUGUAGUUGCUGCACGUAUUUUAAAUGCUACACUUGUUGUCCCCAAGUUGGACCAGACAUCUUUCUGGAAAGAUUCAAGCAAUUUUUCCGAAAUCUUUGAUAUCGACUGGUUCAUUUCAUUUCUUGCGAAGGAUGUCAAAAUUAUCAAAGAACCUCCAGAAAAAGGAGGGAAAGCUGUGCGACCUUAUAAAAUGCGUGUCCCCCGGAAAUGUACUCCACAAUGUUACUUGAAGCGUGUCUUGCCUGCACUUCUGAAGAAACAUGUUAUUCGGAUGACGAAAUAUGACUACAGGCUCUCAAAUAAAUUGGACACUGACCUGCAAAAACUGCGUUGCAGAGUAAAUUACCAUGCUUUGAGAUUUACUGAUCCAAUACAAAAAUUGGGUGAAAAGCUAAUACAAAGAAUGCGAGAGAAGAGCAGAUAUUUUAUUGCUCUUCAUUUGAGAUUCGAAAGUGAUAUGCUUGCUUUUUCUGGGUGUUACUAUGGUGGUGGAGAAAAGGAGAGGAGAGAUCUAGGUGCCAUUCGCAAGCGAUGGAAAACCUUGCAUACAAGUAACCCAGAGAAAGGAAGAAGGCAAGGUAGAUGCCCACUAACUCCUGAGGAGGUAGGGCUGCUGUUGCGGGCAUUAGGCUAUGGAAGUGAUGUCCAUAUCUAUGCUGCUUCUGGUGAGAUAUAUGGAGGGGAAACUACAUUAGCACCCCUCAAGGCGCUCUUCCCGAAUUUCCAUACAAAAGAAUCAUUGGCAAGCAAAGAUGAGUUGACUCCGUUCUUGACACACUCAUCUCGCAUGGCUGCAAUUGAUUUCAUUGUUUGUGAUGGAAGUGAUGCUUUUGUGACUAACAACAAUGGCAACAUGGCUAAAAUACUUGCUGGGCGAAGGAGAUAUUUUAGCCACAAGAGAACAAUCCGCCCAAAUGCUAAACAGCUCUACCCGUUAUUUAUGAAUAGGGGGAACAUGUCAUGGGACAAAUUCUCCUCUCAGAUGAGAAUACUCCAGAAAGGAUUUAUGGGAGAUCCCUUGGAAGUCAUGCCAGGAAGAGGUGAAUUCCAUGCCAACCCUGCUGCAUGUAUAUGUGGAAAGACCGACCAAAAUUCAGUAGUCAAAUCAAUUCCUGUUAGUAAUCGUCAGGAAACCAUAGAUAGCACUGGAAUAAGGAAGGCCAUUGGCGAACCAGCAUAUCCUAUUUACAUCGACGAAGAGGUGGAUGGGUCAGACUCUGAAGAAGACCCCACAGGGGCAGGAGAAGAGACGAUUACUGAGGAUGAUCUCAAUGCGAGAGAAGAGAUGAUUGCUGAAGAUGAUCCUGCUGCAACAGGAGAGAUGGUUGACACCGAGGCUGACGAUGAAUCGUUGUCCAAGCAGGAGGAUUCUGAGCUGGAGGAGAUCCUUUCAGAUUAGUUUGAGUUAUUAUUGUGCAGCUAAAAGAAACUAGUUAAGUUAUGCAGAUCUGACUUUGCAUACAUGUGUUGUAUGUGGUAGCAAGUGAUGGACUUUGACCCCUCCAGAAUAUAGAAUAGAUAGAUCUGCAGACUCUGGUGUACAUAGAUCAUGCAGUGGAGCUGUACAGGCUCUCCUCUCCCCCCUCAGCUCAACAAGGGUGGCCUCAAUUGGCGUCUCCAGUAGUUUCCUGAGAUUUUGUAAUAUCAGGUUCCUUGCCCUUAGUUUCUGGAAAUAUGUUGGUUCUUC